GAUUUUCGAACGACCAUUUUCAGCCAUGUAUUUCUCAACGGACCAGCUAACGAUUCCACACGGUCUAAUGAGGUAUUUUAUGACUUAUUAACGUGUAAUAAUACCUAAAGUAGCAUUACAAACGUAUUUCGAAGUGUUUUGUGAAAGUUUAUCGUCGACUUUUGGCAUUUUAAAAAAUGACGUUACGUUAAAAAAUGCUAAUUUUUUCCUCCAUUCCCAAGGUAUUCCUAGCUCGAUAUCUAGGCUAUAUAUGGACCGAUUUAAUCGAAAAAGACCCCAAAUGAUGUUUAUAGGACAUCUAGGAGUGCCAAGAAUGAAGCUCGUCAAAGGUGGCGAAUCGCAUCUCUGCAUGUCUGGCAGACAUCAGUGUGGAUGACGGAUCACCACCUCAAGCUGAACCUCGGCAAGACGGAGCUGCUCUUCCUCCCGGGGAAGGACUGCCCGUUCCAUGAUCUCGCCAUCACGGUUGACAACUCCAUUGUGUCCUCCUCCCAGAGCGCUAAGAACCUUGGCGUGAUCCUGGACAACACCCUGUCGUUCUCAACUAACAUCAAGGCGGUGGCCCGUUCUUGUAGGUUCAUGCUCUACAACAUCCGCAGAGUACGACCCUGCCUCACACAGGAAGCAGCGCAGGUCCUAAUCCAGGCACUUGUCAUCUCCCGUCUGGAUUACUGCAACUCGCUGUUGGCUGGGCUCCCUGCCUGUGCCAUUAAACCCCUACAACUCAUCCAGAACGCCGCAGCCCGUCUGAUGUUCAACCUUCCCAAGUUCUCUCACGUCACCCCGCUCCUCCGCUCUCUCCACUGGCUUCCAGUUGAAGCUCGCAUCCGCUACAAGACCAUGGUGGUUGCCUACGGAGCUGUGAGGGGAACGGCACCUCAGUACCUCCAGGCUCUGAUCAGGCCCUACACCCAAACAAGGGCACUGCGUUCAUCCACCUCUGGCCUGCUCGCCUCCCUACCACUGAGGAAGUACAGUUCCCGCGCAGCCCAGUCAAAACUGUUCGCUGCUCUGGCCCCCCAAUGGUGGAACAAACUCCCUCACGACAGUGGAGUCAAUCACCACCUUCCGGAGACACCUGAAACACCACCUCUUUCAGGAAUACCUAGGAUAGGAUAAAGUAAUCCUUCUCACCCCCCCCCUUAAAAGAUUUAGAUGCACUAUUGUAAAGUGGCUGUUCCACUGGAUGUCUUAAGGUGAACGCACCAAUUUGUAAGUCGCUCUGGAUAAGAGCGUCUGCUAAAUGACUUAAAUGUAAAUGUAAAUGUAUUUGCCUCAUGCAAUGGCGCGACACAUCCCCUUUCACAUAGAGUUUAUGAGGCCGUUGGGUGACAUGUCUGAGUAUGCAGGCAAUGGAAGAACAGGGACAUUUUCAGCUUGCAGGAAUUGUGUACAGAUCCUUGUGACAUGGGGCUGUGCAUUAUCAUGCUGAAACAUUAGGUGAUGACGGCGGAUUGAUUCCAUGACAAUGGUCCUCGGUAACUCGUCACGGUAUCCCUGUGCAUUCAAAUUGCCAUCGAUAAAAUGCAAUUUUCUGCAUAGUGUUGAGUCAUCCGCAUACUUUACUCAAAGCCAGUGUGGCAUAUCAUUGGUAAAGAUUGAAAAAUGUAAGGGGCCUAGACAGCUGCCCUGGGGAAUUCCUUAUUCUACCUGGAUCAUGUUGGAGAGGCUUCCAUUAAAGAACACCCUCUGUGUUCUGUUAGACAGGUAACUCUUU
Oncorhynchus nerka (sockeye salmon) is the source of this 1717-nucleotide messenger RNA. RefSeq lists its product as uncharacterized. NCBI's taxonomy places the organism in Eukaryota, Metazoa, Chordata, Actinopteri, Salmoniformes, Salmonidae. The record is from RefSeq and is a predicted model, not a curated record. The coding region runs from base 373 to 1119 and encodes 248 amino acids. The transcript is spliced from 2 exons.